Molecule: messenger RNA, 145 nt
Organism: Gekko japonicus
Lineage: Eukaryota; Metazoa; Chordata; Lepidosauria; Squamata; Gekkonidae
Product: basic phospholipase A2 B-like
Exons: 1
Biological process (GO): lipid catabolic process; arachidonate secretion; negative regulation of T cell proliferation
Molecular function (GO): calcium ion binding; phospholipid binding
Source: RefSeq, a predicted model, not a curated record
GAGCGGUCGUAACAGAUGGCAGUCUCUUAGAUCUUCAGAAGAUGAUCAAACAAGUCACUGGGAAAACAGCCAUAACAAAUUAUAUCGCCUACGGAUGUUACUGUGGACACAGUGGCAGAGGAGAACCACUGGAUGCCACUGAUCG